Molecule: messenger RNA, 2069 nt
Organism: Grammomys surdaster
Lineage: Eukaryota; Metazoa; Chordata; Mammalia; Rodentia; Muridae
Product: zinc finger protein OZF-like
Exons: 5
Coding region: 428-1885 (485 amino acids)
Biological process (GO): negative regulation of transcription by RNA polymerase II; regulation of cytokine production; regulation of immune system process
Cellular component (GO): nucleus
Molecular function (GO): DNA-binding transcription factor activity, RNA polymerase II-specific; RNA polymerase II transcription regulatory region sequence-specific DNA binding
Source: RefSeq, a predicted model, not a curated record
UCCAGGUCUGUAACCUGCUGCUUGUAGCUGAGGAGAUCGGGGCGAGCUUGGGAUCCACGCCAUGGUCACUGCACCUCCCAAGCGGAAGCAAGACGACUGACUGACUUAGAUCCCCCGGCUGCGCCUGCGCAGAGUAUGGGGCGCGGGCCCUUGAGUGAAAACAACGUUGUUGCUGACGUCACCAUGCAGCGAGCGCCUCAGCUGCUUUUACUGUCACCAGGGAAGGCAGAUGUGCUGACUCGCAGAACCCUAGUUUCUCUAGAGUCUUCUAGACGUUCUGCACGUGGCACCUGACGUUCAGGUGUAGGAUCCGUCUGCAGUUAAUUCUGUGCAGGAUGCAGUGACCUAUGACGAUGUGCAUGUGAACUUCUCCCGAGAAGAGUGGGCUUUGCUGGAUCCUUCUCAGAAGAGUCUCUACAAAGAUGUGAUGCUGGAAACCUACUGGAACCUUACUUAUAUAGGCUACAUAUGGGAAGACCACAAUAUUGAAGAUAAUUGUCAAAGUUCUGGAAGACAUGGAAGGUAUAUCAACUGUCCCUCUGGAUAUGGAAAGAAGCAGUGUACCUCUGAUCUCUUUCCUGGAACAAUUAGAAGAUAUGUAGUCAUUCCCUUUGUGAGAAGAGGAGGUGAAUGGGAUACAAGUUUACAAGUACUUGGCUUUCCAGCUUCAGUGGGAAUACAUCAAAAUACUGACAUUGGAGAAAAGCCCUAUGAGUACAAGAAAGGUGGAAAGUCUUCUGUCUGUCCUGGUUCACUUUGCACAUGUAGUGUGACUCACACUAUAGGAAAAUGUUAUGAAUGCAAUCAGUGUGGUAAAUCUCUGAGUUCUUCCAGUCCUCUUCAGAGACGUAAGCAAACUCAUAUGGGAAAAGGAAGUGAUCAAUGUGAGCCAAGUAGUCAAAGCUUAACUCAUCACAGGUGUCUUCAAAUACAGAAGACAACCUACAGUGAAGAGGACCUCUGUGAGUGGAAUCAAUGUGGUAAAUCCUCUUUACAGUUACACCGAAGAACUCAUUUGGAAAUGAAAUGCUGUGAAUAUAAUCACGAAGACAAACUCAUUACACACCAGAAUAGUAAUCAAGUAGGUAGAACUAAUACUAGAGACACAAAGCAUGACUACCAUCAAUGGGGUAAAACCUUUGCAUGUUCCAGUUAUCUUCAAAUACAUGAAAUAAUUCAUCCUGGAGAGAAACCCUUUGAAUGUAGUCAGUGUGGUAGAACCUUUACAGGUCACAGUACUCUUCAAAUGCACGAAAGAAUUCAUACUGGAGAGAAACCCUAUAAAUGUAGUCAAUGUGGUAAAACCUUUGCAUGUAAGAGGUAUCUUCAAAUACAUGAAAGAAUUCAUACUGGAGAGAAACCCUAUAAAUGUAAUCAGUGUGGUAAGGCCUUUGCAUGUAAUAGUUAUCUUCAAAUGCAUGAAAGAAUUCAUACUGGAGAGAAACCCUAUAAAUGUAAUCAAUGUGGUAAAGCCUUUGCAUGUAACAGUAAUCUUCAAAAGCAUGAAAGAACACACACUGGAGAGAAACCCUAUAAAUGUAAUCAAUGUGGUAAAGCCUUUACAUGUCACAGUACUCUUCAAAUCCAUGAAAGAACACACACUGGAGAGAAACCCUAUAAUUGUACUCAAUGUGGUAAAGCCUUUGCACGGAAAAGGUAUCUUCAAAUCCAUGAAAGAAUUCAUACUGGAGAGAAACCCUAUGAAUGUAAUCAAUGUGGUAAAACCUUUGCAUAUAGCAGUAGUCUUAACAAGCAUGAAAGAACUCAUACUGGAGAGAAACCCUUUGAAUGUAAUCACUGUGGUAUAGCCUUUGCAUGUCUUAGUACUUUUCAAAAGCAUGAAGGAAUUCACACUGAAAAAAUCCCCCAGCAAUCUAAGAAAUGAGGUGUAGCCUUGCAUACUACAUUCAUUUUCCCAUCUCAAUUUCUCAGUGGUGUUUGAUUAAGAUUAGUAGAACCAUUUCUUCAUUAAAAUAUUGUUUCAUUUUCAAAUUUUAGAUAUAUUGUCACUCCAAAAUAUAAGAAUACCAGACAAUUUGAAUAAUAAAAUCUAUUUGUGAAUCAAAAUA